Molecule: messenger RNA, 1539 nt
Organism: Durusdinium trenchii
Lineage: Eukaryota; Dinophyceae; Suessiales; Symbiodiniaceae
Source: the annotation of a GenBank genome assembly
AUGCCCAACAACUUUUCUUUGCGAAGCGAAAGAGCAGUUGAAAGCCCUUUUCCCAGUGAAAAGGAAGAACAAGCAGAUGACAUUGAGAGGGUGCUCAACUCAAUGAGCCGCAUGCUGCAAACAACUUGGACGGACGCAGAUGUGCACUUGGUGGGGCCAGGAACCUUUAAAGGUCCCGUCAGAUCGCUUCCUCAUGCCACAAGGACGGAGUUGUACUACACUUACCUCGCAUUCUGUGAGUCCCGCCAAAUGCAGCAUGCGUCGUACUCAACGUUCUUGCGCGUGGCUAACAAAAUCCUCAAGCCUGGAAUCCGAAACGGCCACCUCCGCUUCCGGAAGGUCAACGAACACGGCCAGUGUGAUACAUGUUUUGCCCUGCGUCAGAACAUGACUCGGGCCAGAACAACACAGCAGAAGGAGGAAGCUCGACAGGAGCACCACCGACAUGUUUUAGCGCAAUGGCUGGACAGGCAAAUUUAUUGGAGCUUUAGAUCCCUGGCUCACACCUUCUUUGCCACGCUCUUGAUGGAGGGAAUUCGGACAGCUGAAGCAUUGGCCGUCGCAUCUAGCUGCUUUUGCGUGGCCAUCGACGGGAUGGACCAGGCAAAGUUUUGCGUACCCCGCUUUCGCCAGAGACAGGCCAAGUCAGCGCAAAAGCUCUUCCGGCCCCGACUUCACGUCGCUGGUUGCUGGGCGCACGGAAGUUCUUUGACCUUCAACAUAGCCAACGAAGACUUGAAAAAAAACAGCGCCACCCAAUGUGAAAUCCUUGCCCGCUGCAUCCAGGACACGCUGAACCGCCACGGCUGUUUACCCCACGGCAUCAACUUGCAACAAGACAACACGUGCAGAGAAGGCAAAAACCAAUACGAUUUGGACCAAAUCUUUUCACAGCAAGCAGCCAUGCUAGCUCGCCACGAGUUUGCGACGCCUGAUGAUGUGGUUGCGCUGAUGGAUGACACCUUCAAACCCGAGUCAGCAGCCGACGAGAUCCGGAAGCAAUCACGGCGGGUGAAAGUUGAGUCCUACGCCCGCAAGCUUGACCAGGUUGCGGAUUGGAAGAUGGAAGAGAUUCGUGGCAGUCCUCCUCACGCGGCUGAUGUCAUACUCAUUGCCAAAAAAUACAUGGCAACGUGCGACCCAUUGCGGGUGAUAUGCCUUGUGCCGGCUUCAAAGUGUUGCGAGUUGAGGGCUUCGCUCCAGCAGCCUGUGGGACUUGAUCCGCGGCGACCGAUCUCAGAGAAGGUGAGAAAGAAUAUUCUUUCGGUUGCUCCAUAUUGUUGUGAGAAGGGCAUGAUUACCAGGGAUGGUUUGGCUUACUUGCUUGGAUGGGUUCAGAAUGAGCUCCCACAAGUGCCACGACCUUCGGAAUAUCCUUUUUUAAACCUCAAUCGAUACCCCAUCGACUUGCCAGAGGCAGUCGCAGGGGAUUGGGCUCCGCCUGGCCGGUUUCGUGUGUUCCAGCUGGUGGCCAGCGCUGAGGAAUCUGAUGACGAUGUUCCGGAAGAUGCGAUCGUCCUCGAUGAUGAUCGUGACUAG